AGGGCGGUUAAGAUGAUUUGGAUAUGCGUGUGUCAGUCACAUCAUGUUUUGGUAAUAAAAUGGCGGAUGUCCCCAGCGCCGACAGAAAAGUAAAACUCACUAAAAACGGGAAAGUUGUAAAAAGACGCUCACGUAAUCCAGAAGAAUGGCACAAACAAAAACAGAAGCGUUUAAGAAUAGCUGGUCUGGAAUACAUAAAUGCAAACGGAAAAGUGGUGCCACCGAAACAGCCUGGGCCCGACUGCAACUGUCGCCGUAGGUGUUUUCAGAAAGUGCCUGAAGAUAUUAGGCUCAAAACCUUUCAGGGUUUUUACUCCAUGAAAACACAUGAUGAACAAAAUGCAUACUUGUUUGGGCUCAUGAGGCAAGUGGAUGUCAAGAGAAAAAGAGUUAAGUCUAGCAGCCGGCGAACUUGCACAUUUGAAUAUUUUGUCAGAGUGAAGGGAAGAGAAACACAAGUAUGUCAAACUGCCUUUAAAAACAUUCAUGCUAUAACUGAAAGAAAAGUAAGGGUCCUCUGUAAAAAAAUGGAUGAUGGAGUCAUGUUUCCCAGUGACAAUCGAGGCAAAAACAGCCACCGUCGCUCAGGAGAAGUUCGAUUACCAACCGGUGUUGUUGAUCAAAUUAAAAAUCACAUUUAUUCAAUAGUGCACACACAUCGCCUGAAAGACUUCAUACGACUAGAUAAGGUGGCAGGAUUAGAAAUAAACAUUUCAAAGAUGUGGAAAGAUUACAUUAAAGCCUAUGAUCCUGACAACAUAGGAGCUACUAUGCCUAAGUCAAAAAGAAACAUGGAAGUGGCAAUCCCGGCUGAACCCGUGGUCCAGCCUCCCCCUCCUCCCCCAGAGCCUCAGUUUGCUCAGCUCACGUACCCUGGCAGUGGGCACCUUGUGAAUAUAGCUGAAAAUUACUUCCAAAACCAGUAUCAGACUGCUACAUUAUCUGGCACAUCUAAUAACUUCUAUCAAACACAGAAUGGGAGUCAAACUAUGGGAUUGAUAUUGCCAGCACGGCCUGCUCAGCCUACCACAGCUUAUAUUGUGUUGCAAACCAAACAGGAACCUCCUCAACCGAAUACGCUUGCAAUUGACAACAAUCCAUAUAAUCAAACAGAGCCAACAGAAAAUAAUAUCAUGCAGGAAGCAAAAGAUGUAAAGGAAAUAAAGAAAGAGAGAAAAAAAGGUCCCCUGGUGAAGCAGUGGAGAUAUACCAACAUCUUCCAUGAUGAAAUCAAUGGUGCAGCUCUUGCUGCCAUUAAGACCAGGCUCGCUAUGUACUAUGCUGAGAGUGAUGCGGCAAGAAAAAAGGUCAAGCAGCAGGUGCGACCUUCAGAGACAGUCCAGACACAAACGUCACCAGAGCAAAUAAGGCCAACUCACACACACACACUUACUAUUUAUACUUAAACAUUGCAGCUGGUCCAUGCCAUGGUGAAAUUACUUAAGUGACUGAUCUGAAUGUCUUGAUUGAAUUCUCAAAUUUAACAAUCAAUGCUAGUAUUA
This is a messenger RNA of Ostrinia furnacalis (Asian corn borer), 1502 nucleotides long. RefSeq lists its product as uncharacterized. The record is from RefSeq and is a predicted model, not a curated record. The transcript is spliced from 2 exons. NCBI's taxonomy places the organism in Eukaryota, Metazoa, Arthropoda, Insecta, Lepidoptera, Crambidae. Bases 24 to 1406 code for a protein of 460 amino acids.